AUGGCCUUCAACGACCUCCUGCAGCAGGUGGGGGGUGUCGGCCGCUUCCAGCAGAUCCAGGUCACUCUGGUGGUCCUCCCCCUGCUCCUGAUGGCCUCCCACAACACCCUGCAGAACUUCACCGCUGCCAUCCCCACCCACCACUGCCGCCCGCCUGCCGACGCCAACCUCAGCAAGGACGGGGAGCUGGAGGCCUGGCUGCCCCGGGACAGGCAGGGGCAGCCGGAGUCCUGCCUCCUCUUCACCAUCCCCCAACAGGGACCGCCUUUUCCCAACGGCACGGGGGCCACAGAGCCCUGCACCAACGGCUGGAUCUAUGACAACGGCACCUUCCCUUCCACCAUCGUGACUGAGUGGGACCUCGUGUGUUCUAACAGGGCCUUACGCCAGCUGGCCCAGUCCUUGUACAUGGUAGGGGUGCUUCUUGGAGCCAUGGUGUUCGGCUACCUGGCAGACAGGCUGGGCCGCCGCAAGUUGCUGAUCUUGAACUACCUGCAGACGGCCGUGUCAGGAACCUGCGCCGCCUUCGCUCCCAACUUCCCUGUCUACUGUGCCUUCCGGCUCCUCUCCGGCAUGUCGCUGGCUGGCAUCUCCCUCAACUGCAUGACACUGAAUGUGGAGUGGAUGCCCAUCCACACGCGGGCUUGUGUGGGCACCCUGACUGGCUAUGUCUACAGCCUGGGCCAGUUUCUCCUGGCCGGGGUGGCCUUGGCCGUGCCCCACUGGCGCCACCUGCAGCUCCUGGUCUCCGUGCCUUUUUUCGCCUUCUUCAUCUACUCCUGGUUCUUCAUCGAGUCGGCCCGCUGGUACUCCUCCUCUGGGAGGCUAGAUCUCACCCUGAGGGCCCUACAGAGAGUGGCCUGGAUCAAUGGGAAGCGGGAAGAGGGGACCAAGCUAAGUAUGGAGGUGCUCCGGGCCAGUCUGCAGAAGGAGCUGACCAUGGGCAAAGGCCAGGCUUCCGCCUUGGAGUUGCUGCGCUGCCCCGCCCUUCGCCACCUCUUCUUCUGCCUCUCCACGCUUUGGUUUGCCACUAGUUUUGCCUACUAUGGGCUGGUCAUGGACCUGCAGGGCUUUGGGGUCAGCAUCUACCUAAUCCAGGUGAUUUUUGGUGCCGUGGACCUGCCUGCCAAGCUUGUGGGCUUCCUUGUCAUCAACUCUCUGGGCCGCCGGCCUGCCCAGAUGGCCUCACUGCUGCUGGCAGGCAUCUGCAUCCUGGUCAACGGGGUGGUACCCCAGGAUCAGUCCAUUGUCCGAACCUCUCUUGCUGUGCUGGGGAAAGGCUGCCUGGCUGCCUCCUUCAACUGCAUCUUCCUCUAUACUGGGGAGCUGUACCCCACAGUGAUCCGGCAGACAGGCAUGGGAAUGGGCAGCACCAUGGCCCGUGUGGGCAGCAUCGUGAGCCCACUGGUGGGCAUGACUGCUGAGCUCUACCCCUCCGUGCCUCUCUUCAUCUACGGCGCGGUCCCCGUGGCCGCCAGCGCUGUCACUGCCCUCCUGCCAGAGACCCUGGGCCAGCCACUGCCAGACACCGUGCAUGACAUGGAAAGCAGGUGGGAGAGGAGAGGAAAGCCAAGGCGGCAGGAGCAAGAGCAACGGAAGAAGAUGGUCCCGCUCCAGGCCGCAGCACGAGAGAAUGUACUCUGA
Molecule: messenger RNA, 1644 nt
Organism: Neomonachus schauinslandi (Hawaiian monk seal)
Lineage: Eukaryota; Metazoa; Chordata; Mammalia; Carnivora; Phocidae
Gene: SLC22A6
Product: solute carrier family 22 member 6
Exons: 10
Coding region: 1-1644 (547 amino acids)
Biological process (GO): transmembrane transport
Cellular component (GO): membrane
Source: RefSeq, a predicted model, not a curated record